Molecule: messenger RNA, 3218 nt
Organism: Hyalella azteca
Lineage: Eukaryota; Metazoa; Arthropoda; Malacostraca; Amphipoda; Hyalellidae
Exons: 15
Coding region: 21-1952 (643 amino acids)
Biological process (GO): L-threonine catabolic process; glycine biosynthetic process
Cellular component (GO): cytosol
Molecular function (GO): L-allo-threonine aldolase activity
Source: RefSeq, a predicted model, not a curated record
GAUUAAGCUUCACCUUUAACAUGUCCAGCAACACUGAUAAGUCCAAGUUGAGUCUUGAUGAGUGCAAUCGUCAGGUGAUUGAAAUCCUUGUUGACCCUCCAGAGACUCGCCCUCCUCACCCACUGCAGACAAAUGAUGUGGCUGCUAGAGGCUCACCAGAACAGGAUUAUGAAACAAUCAAGUCGAUCAAAAUUGAUGACAACUGUUCCAUUGAAAGUCACCCUGGUGAUGAUUUGGGCCCUUGCAAUACCAUUGAGUUCACCUCUACUGACUGCAAUACAUUUGAACCUGAUGGCGACGUGGAUGCUGGACAAGGAUACCUCAUACAUCACCACGCAAGUGGUUCUGAAGAGCACAGUGGCACAGCUCGCCUGAGGAAAGUUAUCCAGACGGUGUACCUGAAGAAAGUUCCCAAGCCUCAUAAAGGCAAUCAAGUCAAUGGAAUUAAACAUAAGAAAGCUUCUGGCAGCUCCAAGAAACGGUUCUGUCCAUCUUGGUUCAACAUCCCUGAAAUAGCGCCAUGGCUCGAAGAAAGUACUUUACCAAACCACGCCUACUGCAAAUUCUGCCAGAAAGAUUUAACUGCUGGCAAGAGUGAACUUUACAAGCACAUGAACACUAGCAAGCACCAAAGAAAGGCUGAACAUUAUGGCUUUGCACCUCCAAUCAAACGUGAGCCUCACGAUGGCAUGAAUGAUGUACUUGAAGUUGAUUUUGACCUGUCACGAGACGACGACUCGAAGCUCUCGCCAGUGCAGGGCAACGCAGAGCGACCGCCCCCAGUCCCAUCGAGAUUGCCUGCUCUCCGUAAAUAUGAAGUGUACCUAGCGGAUGACAUGCAUGUCGCUAGCACGCCAGCGAUGCUAGAGGUUGCCCACAACGUCAACAAAGACCCGUGCACUACAGGCAGAGUUCGAGAACUUGAGAAGAGAGUCGCCCAACUGCUGGACAAAGAAGACGCCAUGUUUGUUCUAACGGGCAGCAUGGCUAACUGUCUUGCAGUGCUAGCACACUGCCCCAUCAGCGGCAGUCUGGUGAUGGCUGGUGACCGUAGCCAUCUCUACCGCCGCUGCCAGACCUCUCUCACGCGUUUGGGCCAAGUCAACCUCCGUGUGCUGAGAAACACCGACGACGGGCGUGUUAAUUUAGACGAAGUAUGCAGUUUGAUGUUGGAUGAGGGAGACGCUGUGCAACCGUCGCUACUUUGUCUGGAGAACACCCACACCUUCUGUGGAGGGCAGGUCCUGCCUGAGCUAUUCAUGCAGCAGGCUGGCAAAGUUUGCCGAGAUUUUGGACUGAAGCUUCAUGUUGACGGCGCACGACUGCUGCACGCUGCGUUUGCCUGCGACCUGAGUCCCUCGCUGCUGGCUGCUCAAGCUCACUCGGUUACUCUUUGCUUCAACAAGGGACUUGCGGCUCACAAUGGCUCUGUUGUUGCUGGAUCAAAGGAUUUUAUUGACAGAUGCAGGCAAAUAUCUGACGUGUUCUGCACCUCCUCAGUGAAGCUGGAAGCCCUGGCAGCGACAUGCUUGCGGGCGCUUGCAAACUACGUCCAUCACAUCGCCAAGACGCAGCUGCAUGCCAGGAAUAUUUACAGAAGUCGGUACUGUGCCAGGAAUAUUUACAGAAGUUUAUCUCGGCUUAACACGACAGCCAUCACCUUGGUUCCGUCCAAUCUUCACACCAACGUCAUCAUAUUGGAAUGCGACGGCGUGCGAGUGACUCCCCAACAUCUCACCGAGCGUCUUAGACUGAUACCGGCACACGAAGUAAAGGAACUGGCGGAGCGUACGACUGUCGUGGCGAAGGUGAGGUCGUACAACACUGUACGACUGAUGACUCAUCCUGGUCUGGGGCAAGCUCAAGUUGCUGCGGCUAUCAAGAAGCUCAAGUUUGUCAUGGAAGAGUAUGACAAUUACCUUGUUUUAGAAUGUGAUAUGCCCGAAGAAUAAAUGUUGACUUCCUAAUCAGAAUUGUGUACAAAAUUAAGUACAUAUAAAUAUGAGUUAAACCGUGUCAUUAAAUUACCGUAAGCAAUCAAGAAAUUGAACCCAAAGCAACCGUCUGGGGAUUAUAAAUUACAAUCUAUAGAAAAUACGCGAUGAUAAUUUCAAGCCCAACCAUAGUAGUAUUGAAAUUUCACUGGGAUAGAAAAAAUUCACUGCGAAUUAUCGGUAUGACUGUAUUUAAUUUCAGUUCAUCUAAUCACGUUAUUUCUGUGGAGCGAAUUUGUUCGGAUCCCGUACGCGACAUAACGUUUAUUAGUUGGAAAAAAUCUUUAUUAUGGCGUACUGAAGAGUCUAUAUGGCUUCAUCAAAAUAAGAAAGUCACCUACAUGGUGAGGUCCAUAAUAGCAUUAACGAUAUCAUUAUUGUUGGCCCGAAGCGCCUUACAAGCCUUGGCUCUGGAAACAUUAGCUUGAGACACAACAAGUUCUAUAUCUUUUUCUUCGAGGCCACUGUAGUCAACCUCGCCAUCUUCCUCUUCGUCGUCUUCGGGGAUGGCAGGAGCUGCAGGCACGCCUGGCAGGCCGGUGCUGAUACUCAGGUCGCCACCGCCACCUGCCACCGAGCUGCUGCUUUCCUUCAGUUUCUCAGCCGCUGCCAUCUGGGCUUGCUGGCUCAUAUCCUCAAUCUGUAAGGAGGCAUAUGUUCUUCCUUAUAUUGAAUAACCACAUUGAUACCUUUCAUUCUGAAGUUCAAUAAAUCCGUUACAGAAAAUUAAAAUACAAGAGUUUGUUAAACUAAAUAUAUAGUCACGACAAACAUCCUGACAUGUAGCACUAGAUUUGAUUUCAUUAUUUCAAGAUAAGGAACAUGCUUUGUUACUCGGCACUCACUUCGAUAGACUAUCAGACUAAACCUAGUUGUUACCUUUGCUUCUCCAAAAACGAUGUAUGUGUCAGAGACGGGAUUCUUGUACACGUCCGGCUUAUUGAUGACAAAAAGGAUGUUCUUACUCUUGCGGAUCGUAACUCUAUUAACACCAGCGACGUGCUUUAGGCCAAGCUUGCUCAUCAUCUUGCGGGCCUUCUUUUCAGCACGGCUCUGUUUGCCUCCCUGUAAAAAAACAUUAGGUUUUAAAGAACAAUAAGAGUAUAAAAUAUUGCUAUCAUAUCGAGAUAAAGCAGAUAGUAUGGCACAGCAAUAAUGAAGCUUGUGGCAAUUAGUCCUUUUAACUUUAGUAGCAAAUGUACACUACAACCUUCAGGAAGAUAU